Molecule: messenger RNA, 560 nt
Organism: Phaethon lepturus (White-tailed tropicbird)
Lineage: Eukaryota; Metazoa; Chordata; Aves; Phaethontiformes; Phaethontidae
Gene: PDGFA
Product: platelet-derived growth factor alpha polypeptide
Exons: 3
Biological process (GO): positive regulation of MAP kinase activity; positive regulation of cell migration; positive regulation of protein autophosphorylation
Cellular component (GO): membrane
Molecular function (GO): platelet-derived growth factor receptor binding; growth factor activity
Source: RefSeq, a predicted model, not a curated record
GAUAUGAUGAUGUUUCAGAAACAAACUUGAGACCUUAUAGUGUUCAUUCUGCUAAACAUGUGCAAGAGAAUCGUCCUGUGCCCAUUCGCAGAAAAAGAAGCAUUGAGGAAGCCAUCCCGGCUGUCUGCAAAACACGGACGGUUAUAUACGAGAUACCUCGGAGUCAGAUUGAUCCCACCUCUGCCAACUUCCUGAUAUGGCCGCCCUGCGUGGAGGUGAAGCGUUGCACUGGCUGUUGCAACACCAGCAGUGUGAAAUGCCAGCCAUCGCGGAUACACCACAGAAGCGUCAAGGUGAGCAAAUGGUGGCUGUGGAGCCCUGAGAGGGUCCCCUUAAGUCUGAAAACUCAACACCUGGGUGGGACCUUUAGGCAGGACCAGCUGACAGGUAUCAAGGGUCAAUUUAAGAAUGGGAGAAUCAAGGGAAACCCCGAUACAGGUGAAGACAAGAUGGAAAACCAGAGCGAGCUGCCCUCCGAGUGUGAGAGGAACCCCGCUGUUGCAAGUUGCCUGACAGAGGGCAAGGCUUGGCUGCUCCUGCUUGCAGACAAGAGGACGUAG